Molecule: messenger RNA, 4818 nt
Organism: Polyodon spathula (Mississippi paddlefish)
Lineage: Eukaryota; Metazoa; Chordata; Actinopteri; Acipenseriformes; Polyodontidae
Product: probable phospholipid-transporting ATPase IA
Exons: 37
Coding region: 264-3758 (1164 amino acids)
Biological process (GO): phospholipid translocation
Cellular component (GO): plasma membrane
Molecular function (GO): ATP hydrolysis activity; ATPase-coupled intramembrane lipid carrier activity; magnesium ion binding
Source: RefSeq, a predicted model, not a curated record
UUUUCACUGCUGAGGAUUGGUGCGUUUGUGGCAGUCUUCAGGGAAAUGUUUAGUUCCGCAACUUUCUAAUGCUCAUGCGUGUUUGCAAUUACUACACUUUCAAAUGUAACUCGAUGUAAAUUCCAGACAAAAUCAAGAAAGUCGUACUUUCUCACACUGUAUUAUUCUGGUUUUAAAAUUAAGUAGGGUAAAGGCAUCGGCAGGGAGGGCUUGUCUGCUUCUGACAGUUGCCUUUGCAGGCUUAUAUUACUGAUUACAAGAAGAUGCCAGCUGUCCAGAAAACAGUGUCCGACCUCCGCUCCAGGGUGGAAGGUUAUGAGAAGACCGAGGAGUUGUCAGAGAAAACAGCAGAAGCAGACCAAGGAGGUGUGAGGUUAAUACAUAUUAACCAACCCCAGCGUGCCAAGUUCUGCAGCAACCAUGUCAGCACUGCGAAGUACAACGUUCUUACAUUCCUCCCAAGGUUCCUUUAUUCCCAGUUCAGAAGGGCAGCAAAUUCCUUUUUCCUUUUCAUUGCACUUCUCCAGCAAAUUCCUGAUGUUUCACCGACGGGUCGUUACACCACCCUGGUUCCGUUAUUAUUUAUCCUUGUUGUAGCAGCAUUAAAGGAGUUCAUCGAAGACCUUAAGCGACAUAAAGCUGAUAGUGUUGUGAACAAAAGAGAAACUCAAGUGUUAAGAAAUGGUGCUUGGGAGAUCGUCCAUUGGGAAAAGGUGGCAGUGGGGGAGAUAGUCAAAGCAACCAAUGGGGAGCAUCUCCCCGCUGAUCUCGUCAUUCUUUCAUCAAGUGAGCCCCAGGCUAUGUGCUACAUUGAAACAUCAAACCUAGAUGGAGAAACCAACCUUAAGAUCAGACAGGGCUUGCAGAUAACAUCGGAAAUAAAAGAUCUUGACAGUUUAACAAGACUUGCUGGCCGCAUGGAAUGUGAAAGCCCCAAUCGGCAUCUGUAUGAUUUUGUGGGCAAUAUAACAAUCGACGGUCACAGCACUGUUCCCCUGGGUCCAGAUCAGAUUCUGUUAAGAGGCGCUCAGCUGAGAAAUACCCAGUGGAUUCAUGGAAUAGUUGUCUACACAGGUCACGAUACGAAACUAAUGCAGAAUUCUACAAGACCACCCCUGAAGUUGUCAAACGUGGAAAGAAUCACUAACAUGCAGAUUCUUAUUUUGUUUGGUUGUCUGCUCGCCAUCUCCCUGGUCUGUGCAAUUGGCCAAACUAUAUGGAAAGGGAAGCAUGGUGAUGGAGCUUGGUACAUGGAUUUAAACUACGGUGGUGCUGGCAACUUUGGAUUGAAUUUCCUGACCUUUAUCAUUCUUUUCAAUAAUCUCAUCCCUAUCAGCCUGUUGGUUACAUUAGAGGUUAUUAAAUUUAUCCAAGCAUUCUUCAUAAAUUGGGAUAUUGAUAUGCAUUAUGAGGUGACGAAUACUCCUGCGUGUGCGCGCACUUCCAACCUCAACGAAGAGCUUGGACAGGUGAAAUAUAUAUUUUCAGACAAAACUGGAACAUUGACCUGCAACGUAAUGAACUUUAAGAAGUGCACAAUAGCAGGAAUUACAUACGGUCACAGUCCUGAACAUGAGGAUUGUAGUUAUGCAGAGGAUGACUGGCAUAGCACACAUUCAUAUGAUGAAAGCGGAUUUACUGAUCCAAGUUUGCUGGAAAAUCUCCAAAACAAUCAUCCCACAGCACCUAUAAUCUUGGAUUUCAUGACAAUGAUGGCAGUCUGUCAUACAGCAGUCCCGGAGAGAACAGACGAUGGGAUUGUCUACCAGGCUGCUUCUCCAGAUGAAGGUGCUUUAGUAAGAGCAGCUAAGAACCUGGGCUUUGUGUUCUCCGGACGAACACCUGAUGCUGUGAUAAUAGAGGCUCUUGGACAAGAAGAGAGAUAUGAGCUGUUGAAUGUUUUGGAAUUCACAAGCAAUAGAAAAAGGAUGUCUGUAAUCGUCCGCACACCAACAGGAAGACUAAGACUGUACUGCAAAGGAGCUGACACAGUAAUUUACGAUCGUCUUGCAGACAGCUCCAGAGAUAAGGAAAUUACUUUAAAGCAUUUGGAACAAUUUGCUACAGAAGGAUUAAGAACCUUGUGCUAUGCUGUCUGUGACAUAUCCGAAGCUGCUUACCAGGACUGGUUACAACUGUAUCACCGGGCGUCUACAGCUUUGCAGAACAGGGUGCUGAAACUAGAAGAGAGCUACGAGCUGAUCGAGAAGAAUCUGCAAUUGCUUGGAGCCACAGCCAUUGAAGACAAGCUACAGGACAAAGUGCCAGAAACCAUAGAAACUCUGAUGAAAGCAGACAUCAAAAUUUGGAUUCUAACAGGGGACAAGCAGGAAACAGCAAUAAACAUAGGACACUCUUGCAAACUUUUGAAGAAAAACAUGGGUAUGAUUGUGAUAAACGAAGACACGCUUGAUGGAACGAGGGAAACCCUGAGCCGCCACUGUGGUGCACUGGGUGAUGUUUUGCAUAAGGAGAAUGACUAUGCUCUCAUCAUAGAUGGUAAAUCGCUGAAAUAUGCCUUGACGUUUGGAAUAAGACAGUACUUCUUGGAUCUUUCACUGUCUUGCAAAGCUGUGAUCUGCUGCAGAGUCUCUCCCCUUCAGAAAUCAGAAGUAGUUGAGAUGGUGAAGAAGCAGGUGAAGGUGAUCACGCUGGCCAUCGGUGAUGGCGCCAAUGACGUGGGCAUGAUCCAGACUGCGCAUGUUGGUGUUGGCAUCAGUGGAAAUGAGGGACUGCAGGCUGCUAACUCUUCUGACUACUCCAUAGCUCAGUUUAUGUAUUUGAAGAACUUGCUGCUUGUUCAUGGAGCAUGGAACUAUAACAGAGUGACAAAGUGCAUCCUCUACUGUUUCUACAAGAAUAUUGUCCUGUACAUUAUUGAGAUUUGGUUUGCUUUUGUUAAUGGUUUCUCUGGUCAGAUUCUUUUUGAGAGAUGGUGCAUUGGUCUGUACAAUGUGAUAUUUACUGCCCUGCCUCCUCUUACUCUGGGAAUAUUCGAGAGAUCUUGCCGCAAGGAAAAUAUGCUGAAAUACCCAGAGCUGUAUAAAAGCUCACAGAAUGCAAUGGGCUUUAACACCAAGGUUUUCUGGGGUCAUUGUCUGAAUGGUCUCUUCCACUCCAUUAUUCUGUUUUGGUUUCCACUAAAAGCCUUCCAGCAUGAUACAGUGUUUGCAAAUGGAAAAACACCAGACUAUCUGCUCUUAGGAAACAUGGUUUACACAUUUGUGGUAAUUACUGUGUGCUUGAAAGCUGGAUUAGAAACAUCAUCUUGGACUAUGUUCAGUCAUAUCGCGAUCUGGGGAAGCAUUGCAAUCUGGGUGGUGUUCUUUGGAAUCUACUCUUCGCUGUGGCCUGUAAUUUCAUUGGCACCUGACAUGUCUGGAGAGGCUGAUAUGAUGUUUAGCUCCAGCAUGUUUUGGGUGGGUCUCCUCUUUAUCCCUGUGACAUCCCUGCUCUUUGAUGUGACAUACAAAUUAGUGAAGAAGACCCAUUUUAAGACUUUGGUGGAUGAAGUGCAGGAGUUGGAGUCAAAGUGUCAGGAUCCAGGAGCAGCUGUACAUGGAAAAGGCCUCACUGAACGAGCCCAGCUUCUGAAAAAUGUGUUUAAGAAGACCACUGUCAACCUGUACCGUUCCGAGUCCAUGCAGCAGAAUCUUCUACAUGGCUAUGCCUUCUCUCAAGAUGAGAAUGGAGUCGUCUCGCAAUCAGAAGUUAUACGAGCUUACGACACCACUAAACAAAGACUGGACGAAUGGUGAAAUAUGGGUUGCAGGAGAAGUGAUUGAAAACAACUUGCACCAGUUCACCCACACCAGACUGUGUUUGAAAGCUGCCGGAGGUCAUAUAAAGACUUGUCUAGCCUGCGAAGGUCAUUUUUCUAAACAGAUUGUAUACUAAAAAAUAAAUAAAAUAAAAAAGUGUUCACUGCUAUAGUUGUAUUUUAAGCAGACAUAAGCACUGUGCAAAUGUAUUUAAUAUGUCUGUGUCGCAGAGCAUUCACUCAGAUUCCAUAAACAGGGCUUGAAAGUUGCAAUUGUGUAAUUGGUUCUCGUCAAGUAUUCAAAGACCAUAAUACUGGAGGGCUGCUCCACUUCUUUUUGCCAACUGUGAUUUACUAGUGAGAGAUGGCACAUAAGUGGGCAUAAAUGACUACUAUGGCUAUUGCUACUCCAGGCAUGUUUAACAACUUGAAAUAAAAAGUAUGAUCUUAAAAGUGUAAAAAAAAAAUAUAUAGAAUUGCCAUACUACUGGAAUUUCAAAUGGUAACGCUGAAGUUUAAUUUGCCAAAGUUUACAUAGCAGUAACAUUUUAUGAACAGCAAUUUAGGCUGUUACUAUGAAUGUGGUUCUAGAAUAAGAAGCCAUGCAUAGUGAAGGUCCUGUUUUGAAUACCUCAUGCUUAACACUCCAUAUAGUAGGAUUUGUACAUUGAAUAUGAGCCUGUUUGUACAUUGAAUGAACCUGUCUUGCCUGCUGUUUUUGGCCCCUGCUUUUAAAUCUGUGACUUUACCAGUAUUUAAUGAUGGCCUUAUAUGUUCCUCAAUUUUUAUUUUUAUGUGCCUAGCUAAAGUCGCCAUUCGCUAUGUGGUUGCUAACUGGAAUUUAAAAAAGGAUGUUCAAAAUUCUACCAUAUUUUUCAUUUUAUUUUUGGAAACAAUUUAUUACAUUCCAUGUUUUUUUUCUGAACUCCAAUUAUGGUUGACAAUGGUGCCUAAUCUAACCAAUGUGUUGUAUAACAUAAGUGCCAAUAAAAAUGAUAUUUCAGCAAAAUGUUAGCAUUGAUUUUUAGUAUAUUUUUACUAAACUAAAUUUAAAUAAA